This is a messenger RNA of Diachasmimorpha longicaudata, 2113 nucleotides long. RefSeq names its product dual specificity protein phosphatase CDC14C-like. Bases 97 to 1575 code for a protein of 492 amino acids. NCBI's taxonomy places the organism in Eukaryota, Metazoa, Arthropoda, Insecta, Hymenoptera, Braconidae. The record is from RefSeq and is a predicted model, not a curated record. Gene Ontology annotation, cellular component: mitotic spindle; kinociliary basal body; nucleolus. Gene Ontology annotation, biological process: microtubule cytoskeleton organization; cilium assembly; positive regulation of cytokinesis. Gene Ontology annotation, molecular function: protein serine/threonine phosphatase activity; protein tyrosine/serine/threonine phosphatase activity; protein tyrosine phosphatase activity. The transcript has 8 exons.
UCGCAGUCUUUCUGCUAUAAAUUAACAGUCUGAGGAAUAAAUCUGGGGUCACAAUAUUAAUCAAAAAAUUGUUGAAUAGUCAGAAGAAAAAAAAAUAUGGAGCAUCAUCAUAGCAGUAUCUCCUACCAUCCAGACAUCUGUCUGAUAACAGAGUUCAUUAAUAAUAAAUUCUACUUCGCCACGUUGCUUCCAGGAAAACGAGAGCCUAGACCAGCUCCUGAUAUUUAUUUUUUCAGCAUUGACGAUGAACUCAUAUAUAAUAAUUUUUACAAUGACUUUGGACCUCUGAAUCUCGCCUGUUUGUACAAAUACUGCUGGAAGGUGAAUCACAUAUUCAAUAAUCCUCGCAACUAUCUGAGAAAUAUUGUUCAUUAUACAACUGAUGAUGAAGAAAAAAAAUCAAACGCUGCAUUUCUAGUCGCUUCAUAUGCAAUUCUGCACUUAGAAAUGAGUCCCAAGCACGCUUACAAGCUCCUGAUGAAUGGAAAUAAUCACCAACAGUUCAAAAACUUCCAAGAUGCCUCGAUGGGCAGAUCUCCCUACACUAUUCGUCUCCAAGACUGCCUGAAUGCCCUAUAUACCGCUGCAACCUUCGGUUUCUUCAACUUCGAGGACUUCGACGUCUCUGAGUACGAGAAGUACCAGCAGCUAAAGCACGGAGACCUGAACUGGAUUGUUCCCCAGAAAUUCCUAGCCUUCAUUGGCCCUACUAGUGAAUCCGGAAGUCCCUAUCAUCCCCCUGAGCAUUAUGUCGAUUAUUUCCUGAAGAAUGGAGUGACAACUGUCGUCAGAUUGAACCGAGAGACCUACGAUCCCACCAGAUUCACGAGAUACGGAAUUUCACAUUGCGAAUUAUUUCUACCCGAUGGCAGUGUUCCCUCUAGAAAAAUUCUGCACAAGUUCCUGAAACUCGCGGAGAGUACUGAUGGAGCCAUAGCCAUCCAUUGCAAAGCAGGGUUAGGGCGCACGGGGACCCUAAUAGCCGCCUAUCUGAUAAAACACUACAAGAUGAAUGCACGAGAGGCAAUCGCAUGGACCAGAAUAUGUCGCCCAGGCUCGGUGAUAGGACACCAGCAGUCCUGGCUCGAGAGCAUCCAGAACGAGCUCUGGAUACUCGGCGAGCACUACAAACUGAGGAACUUCGGGAGUUCUAGGGUGUUAAUUCACCAUGACCGAGGAAUUUAUUCUACUCUCAAUAAAUUUCAGAGAGAUGUGGAUCCAAUCUCCCCUGGAAGCUGCAAACUCCCAGAGAAAACUGAACGACAAGCUAAUCCCGAGAGAGGUGUCGAUAGAUGCGUUAAAGAAGUUGAAUCGAAUAAUAUGACCCGAAAUACCGGGGGAAUUCCCGGAACUAGUGGGAGCAACAGAUCCGGCUUGAGUCGCAUUAUCGGAAAAUUGAAGUCACUAGGAGGUCAACCGGCGCCGGCCAAAGAGGACUUGAACAACACGGAUAUGCCGCCGGUAGAAUGGAAGCAAAUGGCGGCGACUACUGGAGUCAAGAGAAAGAAUGAAAAAAACUCGAACUUGACCCAGGGAGAUUUUUUGAAUAAAAUUAAGAUUGGACGGGCAAGUUGAUGGGGCAGGACAUUUGCUGUCUCGGUCGCUCACCGGCCGCGAACCGCCCGGCUCAGGACGAGAUGUAAACAAUAACAAAUGGCGGCCCCAACUGGAGUCUAAACAAAAAGUGGAACAUAAUAAAGUUUGAUUAAAUUGAUGAAAGUGGAAUUCUUUCAAUGAAAUCAAUGUUACAGAGAGACAGAUCAAGGAAAUCGUCUGAGUCCUGGACUCGCACUAAUUUUGUGACGAAAAUAAUUUACUUAUUUUAUUCAUAUGUGAAAUAUACCCAACGCCAAUGGUGAUGAUUAAGAUGUGAAAUGAAACCCAAAUGCAAGUUGAUAUGAAUGACAUCAUUUUAGUUAAAAUCGAGUCUAAUUAGUUGAAUGAAGACUCACUGUUAUUUGUUUACUUUCAUCGGAAAUCGGGAAUGAAGUUGUUCUCUUUUUCGUUCGCCUGUCCGCGUUUCCCGGUCGCCGGUGUCUUCGUUAAUUACGAUCGAACUCAGAUUUUCCGAAAUUAUCUACUUAUCUACCCAGAUUCCCUUGCGACCCACGCC